Molecule: messenger RNA, 1461 nt
Organism: Parascedosporium putredinis
Lineage: Eukaryota; Fungi; Ascomycota; Sordariomycetes; Microascales; Microascaceae
Source: the annotation of a GenBank genome assembly
AUGUCGAGCUCAUUUGAGAAGUCCGUCAAGGGCGCCACCAAAAUCAAGGCCGCACCUCCCAAAACCAAGUAUAUUGAGCACAUUCUUGUGGCGACCCAUUCCGGAGAGGCCGGUAUUGGCGAGGUGUUUCGGGCCCUGCAAUUCCGCCUGCGCGAUUCGACGUGGACUGUUGUUUUCAAGGGCUUGAUCACGGUUCACUUCAUGAUCCGCGAGGGGCGAGCGGAUGCCACUCUUCAAUAUCUUGCCAAACAUACCAAUAUCCUCGCCAUUAGCAGCUUCACCGAUGCUCAAACGCAAGGUCGCAACAUCCGCCACUACGCGCGAUAUCUCAGCGAACGAGCCCGGGCAUACAGGGACACAAAAUGCGACUGGGUCAGGGCCAAGGAAUCCCGCCUUGAGGAAUUAUCGGUAGAGAAGGGACUCCUGCGCGAGACUGAGGUGGUACAGCACCAGAUUUCCGCCCUCCUGGCUUGCGAUAUUAUGGACCAAGACCCGGAAAAUGAGAUCUCAAUAACAGCAUUCCGCUUGCUCGUGCUCGAUCUGCUCGCCCUCUUCCAGGUCCUCAACCAGGGACUCAUCAACAUUCUAGGUCACUUCUUCGAGAUGUCCAAGCCUGACGCGGAGCGAGCCCUCAACGUUUACCGGAAAUUCACAAAGCAGACCGACUAUGUGGUGCAGUACUUAGGGGUUGCGCGCCAACAUGAGCACCACACCCGGGUAGAGGUUCCGAAGUUGAAGCACGCGCCCGUUCACCUUGGUCGCCAGCUAGAAGAGUACCUCCGCGAUCCUGAUUUUGAAGUGCAUCGCAGGCAAUACAUCGCCGAGCUUGACGCAAAGAAAAAGUCGGGACGGACAGGAGGAACUUCGGGGAUCGCCCGACUCCAGCCACCCGAAUCCAGCUCCUCUUCCAAACCGACUGCCGCCGCUGCCUCCUCAUCUACCAACGGGUCGCAACCUCCGCCGAAGUCCGCGCAGACUACCAAAGGACCUGACAAGGAUCUAAUCGACUUCUUUGACUCUAUCGAACAGAAUCAGACAACCAUGGCAGUAGACCCGACGGCGCAGGCCCCCAAGCCCAGCCUCAGAUUCCCCGGCCAACAGGUUGUCCACCAAUCCUUUGCCCUGGCCCAGCAAACCGGAGGUGUCUUCCCUCAGCAGCAGCAGCAACAGCAACAGCAACAGCAACAACCUGCACCUCUCCAGCCUAUGGCUACCGGGACGAACCCUUUUGCCAAGAAUCUUGCGGCACCCCAGCAGCAGCCUCAGCAGACUGCCGCGACUCCGGGUGCCCUUGUGCCUCAGGCCACGGGGACUAAUCCCUUCCGCCAAAGCGCAUUCGUCAACCACAACACAGGCAUGGGGUGGCAGCACAAUCAAACGCCCAUGGGUGGUGGCCUGGACCAAAUGCAGACUGUCCCUGUCUUCCCACGCCCUGCGCAGCAGACUCCUUGGCAACAGUAG